Schistosoma guineensis is the source of this 583-nucleotide messenger RNA. NCBI's taxonomy places the organism in Eukaryota, Metazoa, Platyhelminthes, Trematoda, Strigeidida, Schistosomatidae. The record is from the annotation of a GenBank genome assembly.
GAUUGUUUUUGUGCUUUGAUUCGAAUCUCAUGAUCGUAUUUGGAAAUUCCCUUCGUGUCAGUCAUCUUACUUUUCUUCCUAAACGUUUUCUGAGUAUAAGUCAAUUAAAAGAAAGAAGUCUUAUAUGCGUUCAUGGCACAUCAGCCGAUGAGUUUCUACAAGGACUUAUAACAAAUGAUAUCAAAUCUAUAAAUCAACCUAAUUCAUUCAUGUAUUCAUUGUUUCUCAAUUCGAAGAUAGUUUUUUUCAUUAUAUAUUUUAGGGUAGAGUUCUAACUGAUGCAUUUAUCUAUCAUACUAAUCGUUUAUCGACUAAUCAGUCUGAUUAUCUUGUUGAAGUUGACGUCAGUUGCGUACCUGAUAUGGUUAAACACUUAAAGCAAUAUAAUUUACGUGGGAAAGAUACUGGAGCCCACGUGCACCAUUGGUUUGGAACCAGGGUUUUCCAACUCCCCUAGGUGGACUCUCCAUAUCCACGAGCUUAGUCAAAGCGCCGGACAUUCACUCUUCGUCCUUUCAAGUCCGUAAACAACACCCCUGCCACGAGAAGACAGAGGCUAUAUACGCGUGGCCAUGUGAGAGCA